GGAAGUUGAAUGAAAUCAAUUAAUAACAUUAAAUCCUUUUCCAGACUCAAGAGAAAGCCAAAGUGAAACUUUUAUUAAAAUAUUAUUUAUUUACGACGCCUAGAAAUACUGGCUUACGGCGACACCAUGAAGGUUGCAUUUGUUAUGGCGUUGCUGAUCGCCACGGCAGCUUCAGCACCCGACGGAGGCUGGUCUUGGGGUUCCGAAGAGAAGAAGGCUGCAGCAGCUGUGGCCGAGGCCCAAUCUUCGGCCAAUUCGGGCAUUGAACAGGGCCGGUCUCACACCAAACAUUUCAACACCGACGGCAAUGUGAUCAACAUCCCCGCCGGUGGUGUUUCGGAGCCCCUUCCACUAGAGCCCCAUGCACCUUCCACCCCGGCUGUUGUUCAGGCACAACUUGUUGGGCAAGUCUCGCAAGCGGGAGUUGUCGGGGAGACAGAAAAGGACCGACAGGCCAGGUUCCUCGGCAUCAGCGACACACUCUGCAGCUGGGGCGUGGGUGUCAGAUGCGACAACAAAAUCAAGAAAAAAGGUCAUGGAUACCCUCCCAGCAUCAACUCUCAAUACGGAGUUCCGGUACAAGCGUACGACAACUACGGAGCUCCGUACGGAUCAUACGUGCCAGAACAAACUUUUAAUCAUCAUAAGAAUAAAGGCAACAAGAAGGGUGGUGGGGUCACUGACCUUAUUUCAGGAUUCAUCGAUUCGUACACCAAGCCAAAGCCCGAGAAAGGAUACAAGCCUUCCAAACUGCCCACUUACUUGCCUCCUGCAGGUUCACUUCAAGGUGCAUACGAAGUCCCCAUUUACGUAGCCGAGCCCAUCCAGCCCUUCCCUACUUACGGGGCUCCGCAGCCAGCUUACACUCCACCGGCAUCUGCAUACGGAGCACCAGAACCUCCUUUCAUUACUCCCAAGCCAAUUUAUCAAGUUUCUCAUCAAAAGAAAGGAUUUGCUGCCCAAUCUUCGUAUGCAGAGCCAAGCUACAACUCUCCUGUUAUUACCCCUCAUAAAGCAAAUCACAUCCAACCUGUUGCCACGGUGACCUCCAUCUUCACUCGUACAGUUGGUCCCAUUGAUGCCACUAAAGUGCAGCACCUUCAUUCACACACUCACGUUUAUCACGGUGCACAAGUUGUUCCACAGGGAAAUGACGGGUAUGUUGACACACAUCACAUUCCUACCAAUACCUAUAAUACUAAUUUCAAGAAGAAGUCUGACGAUAACAGCAACGUUGUAAUUGGAAGCAGUGCACCCACUUCAUUCACGUCAUCUGGAUCGGGUAAGGUUGGUUUUGGUUCAGAAGUAAAUGGUUUCCAAUCAGGACACUCGCAAUCUACUGUUUCCGAUUUCAAUUCUCAACACCAAGGCGUCUCAACUGGCCAUGUUCAUAACGUGAACCCCUUCGACAGUCAAUCUACUUCAAACUUCGGAACCACGGGUAACAACGGAUUUUCUUCUCAUACCAAAUUCAUCGCACAGGGAACAAAUCAACAUAAUACUUUCCACGGCCAAGGAUUCCAGCCGCCGUCUCGUCCUGAAUUUGGUUUCAAACCCUCACUUACGAUUGAGGAUAUGAUUCAGCAAAAUUCUCUGCAUCAAUUUUCACGUACAAUCUACAGAACUGAUUGUCAUUGCGUUGCUGAGCAGUAUUGCUCUGGAGAAAAUAUUAUCCGACCCGACAGGGACCUCACUCACCUUAUUGACGCUCGCAACCGUGCCAACCUCGUUUAUUCCAACGCCACUUCUGCCGAAAAUGAGACCGAGGUUGAUAACAGAGAUGUUAAUUCCUCCUACGAUUUUGCUGACUAUGAAGAUCCAGCGAAUGCCACUGAAGCUCCAGAAUACUACUCAUACGAAGACGAGACUGUCGCCAGCGGAAACAUUACCGACGUUCCUGUCGUCAGGAGGAAGAGAGAGACAAAUGAAACUACAGAAGAGAACUUCAGUGAUGUGCAGGGACGUCAGCUGACUGGUUACACGCCGGGACCACAAGGGUGCCGGGCUGGCACCGUGUGCUGUCGUCGUCCUGUGUACAACCCUGCCAGGGCGUUGCCCGUCUGCGGCAUCUCCAACGAUGAGAACAUCCACGGACGAAUUAAAACUAAGGACAGUGAGCCUGGCCGCGCCGGUUUCGGAGAGUACCCUUGGCAGGCAGCCAUCCUGCGCCGCGCCGAGGGUGAAGUUGUCUACGUGUGCGGGGCAACCCUCAUCAACCAACAGUUCCUGGUCACGGCCGCUCACUGCGUCAAGGACAUCGAUGCAAGUCUGCUGAAGAUCCGACUUGGAGAGUGGGACGUCAGGGACAAGAGUGAAUUCUAUCCCUACGUCGAAUUCGACGUCUCUGGCAUUUACAGUCAUCCUGAAUUUUACGAAGGGAACCUGGAGAACGACAUUGCCAUCCUCCGAACGGACAGAUUCGUGGACUACAGCAAAUAUCCCCACAUCUCCCCCGUAUGCCUGCCCGCGAGUCGCCAAGACUUCUCCGGACAAGUGUGCCGCAUCACAGGCUGGGGCAAGGACGGAUGGGGAAGUGAAGGAGACUUCCAGUCAAUCCUCAAGGAAACUCAAGUGCCAAUCCUCAACUCGAACUUGUGUCAGCAAAUCUUGAGAACCACGAAGCUCGGCACCAGUUAUUCCCUGCCAGCUGGCAUGGUGUGUGCUGGAGGUGAAGAAAACAAGGACGCCUGCAAGGGAGACGGCGGUGGCCCCCUGGUGUGUCGGAGCAGCGGAGGGGAGUUCCAGCUCGCGGGUGUUGUGUCCUGGGGCCUGGGAUGUGGACAACGUGGCAUCCCUGGUGUCUAUGUCGAUGUUCCUUACUACAUCGACUGGAUCAACUCCAUCAUCGGCGUCUAACUCUUCCGAUGUGAAUAAAGCUAACUAUUCUUAGUCUCAAUUAAAACGCAUCUGUUUAAAAUGUGAACUAAUCGAGGAGUCGGCAUCGUAGCAGCGCAAUCAUCACUGAUCGGCAUCAUCGCCCUGCGAUCAUCAGCCGGUAUCGUCACCCUGUAAUCAUCAUUCGGCAUCAUCGCCCUGCGAUCAUCAGCCGGUAUCGUCACUCUGUAAUCAUCACUCGGCAUCAUCGCCCUGCGAUCAUCAGCCGGUAUCGUCACUCUGUAAUCAUCACUCGACAUCAUCACCGUUUAAUAGUCACUCGGCAUCAUCGCCUUGUUAUCAUCGGUCGGCAUCAUCCCUGUGAAUGCAGCAUCGCUUGGCAAACUCCCGUAUCAACCGUAGGCUCAUUAAACGUUCUUGCAUGCAUUGAUAUUUCUUGCUGGAACUUUCAGCUAUCAAUUAAGGGUUUCUAUCAAUUAGAGGUUUCUAUUAAAAUUCUGUAUUGUUACAUCAUUUGGUCACAAGAUGGAAGCAUUUCAAUGUGCAUAACUAAAAAAGUCAAGCGGCUUAUGCUAUCAGCACCGUUUAGUGAAUUGAUCAAGUGCGUGUAAUUCAAAUUUAUCAUAAAUUAUUUCCAUUCAUGUUUAAGCGAAUUCACCCAGACCCCAUCGCAUGAUCAUUCCUACUCAAACAAUAAGCGUGUUCAAUGAUGUAAACGUUCUAGCAAAUACAGUUGUUCGAUUUAAUUCUGUGAAGUUUAAUCAUGUGUUUGAGGCAUCAUGUAUCAUCUUUGUUAUGACUUAUGUCCUUGUUUUAAGGAUAAGCAGCGUA
Hyalella azteca is the source of this 3666-nucleotide messenger RNA. RefSeq lists its product as uncharacterized. The record is from RefSeq and is a predicted model, not a curated record. The transcript is spliced from 8 exons. Gene Ontology annotation, molecular function: serine-type endopeptidase activity. Bases 127 to 2856 code for a protein of 909 amino acids. NCBI's taxonomy places the organism in Eukaryota, Metazoa, Arthropoda, Malacostraca, Amphipoda, Hyalellidae. Gene Ontology annotation, biological process: proteolysis.